GCAAUCGUGAAUGGAAUUAAAAUGUUGUAAGAAAGGACUAUUACACACCGUUGCCUGCAUAUUAUAAAUUAUAGUUUAUAAAAUAACAUCGACAGGGGACAACUUUACGAUUCAUCACAAAUUGGGUAUGCAAUUUCGGUUUGUCAUAUAUUGAGACUUGAAUAAAUUGAUUGUGCGACAAAACUAUUGCCAGUCGGAGAUAAAUAUACUAGGAGUCAGAUCUGUUUUGAUAAUAAUUUCUAAAAUCAGUGGCCUGAACACACUGCUGACGGCAUAAUAGUAGACGCUGGUUUCAAAGUUGCUGACUAAAGUCCCAAUCAAACAUGGCUGAACGAGAAACAACAGCCGAACCUGAACCAGAUAGGACAUUUGGACCAACGAGUAAAUUGAAUCCAGACCCCGAGGGAAUAUUUGAACCAACGAGUGAAUGGAGUCCGGAACCCGACGGGACAUUUGAACCAACGAGUGAAUGGAGUCCGGAACCCGACGGGACAUAUGAACCAAUGAGUGAAGCAGAGCUAACCCUUGAACCUCUUAGUGAGUUUGGUAACGGUGCGUCAUUUGAGCCGAACAGCGAGUUUGAACCCGAGCCAGAAACUGGUGAAGUGACACCAGAAAUGGUGAUUUUGCUAAAUAUUUACGCUAUUUUCAUUGCAUUGAUUAUUCUCGGGAACCUAUGCGUUGUGGUAACGUUGUUGAGCAAGAAGAAACUCCGUACAACCACAAACAUGUAUCUGGUAUCGCUCUCAUUGGCGGACUUGUUCAUAGGAGCAUUUGUGGUGCCUGCUGCCAUUAUGUCGCAGUUCUCCGAACAGUACCUUGGCUCCAUACUUUGUAAACUUUGCCAGUUCGUUUCACAUGGAUCGAUUGCAUGCAGCAUCUUUUCAAUACUUGCCAUAGCGUUGGAUCGCUUCAAUUCUAUAGCACUGCCGUUCAGAGGCAAGAUCUCUUUCAAACAGUCUAUCAUAACGGUUAUAGUCAUCUGGUGCGCCGCCUUCGCUUAUGCCUCAAGGGCCAUUAUCAUGUAUGACCUUGUCGUAGAGACAUUCAAUGGAGAUACAGGUUGGACAGCAUUCUGGACUUGUAGCAUAAGCCGUAUCUUCAAGCCAGUGUGGAACAUCGUCAUCCUCGUUGAUAGCAUCGUCUUGUUCUGGGUCCCUCUAAUUAUAAUCAGCUUAGUUUAUGGUAUCAUCUCAAAGAAACUUCUCAGCAUGCCGAUUCAAAAUAAGAAAGAUUCGCAUUCGAUUCGUGGCAAGCAGAGGGUCGUAAAAAUGUUAAUAACAUUAGUGGUUUUAUUCCUGUUGUGUCAUCUACCCCUCCAUGCUCUAUAUCUGUAUAUAUUUUGGGGCCCGGGAUACUUUCCAAAAUCUGUACUCGUAAUUAAAACAUUUGAGGUGUUCUCAUUUUCGAACAGCUGGUUAAAUGUCAUCGCUUAUUCCUAUUUCAACGAGAAUCUCAGGAAUACGUGGAAAGAAGAACUGGGAAAAUCAAAAUGUUUCAAAAAUCGAUUUCGUGUUUCACCAAUCAAAAUGUCGAGUAAAUCGGAUAUGACGGCUAAUUCUACAACUAAUACAUGCUCGUCAACAAGUAAACCACAACAACAGUCGAAAAUGUAAAGACAGUCAGCGAUGACGGGUAGAAUCGAGUUGUACAAAGCUGCAUUGAACAUUCGAAGCCGUUUAAGCCAGCAAACAGUGAGAUAAUUAAACUGUACGUAGGUGAAAGAUAUGCAAGGAAUCCUAUAUAGUUUCAAGUUUUAAGUGUGUUUAUUAAUAUAAUAUAUUUAAGUCAAUAUUUUAAUAACU
Molecule: messenger RNA, 1805 nt
Organism: Owenia fusiformis
Lineage: Eukaryota; Metazoa; Annelida; Polychaeta; Sabellida; Oweniidae
Source: the annotation of a GenBank genome assembly